AUGAAACAGCUUCUCAUUGGAUUUUACCUGCUUCCCACUGUAUUCUCUUUGAAUAUCUUACUCUUCCUUCUUGGUACCAAUCAAUAUGAACGAAAUACAUUUGAGAUUCUAGCUCAACAGUUAGCUUUAAGACAUCAUGAGGUAAUAACAGUCAAACCAAUUUUGAUUCCGGAAGAGCCUCGCUUAGUCAAACCCAAACUUCAUCUGGUUAAAGAGAAAACGCUCAAGAACUUAUUGAAUCGUAAACUUUAUGAGCCUUUGGAAAAGAUAGGAAACAAGAUUCCAUGGCAAAAGGAGUACUCUAUUGACUCUCAUUUAGACGCGUACUGGGAAGCUCAUAACGCCAGUUGUUACAAGAUCUUGAAUUCAAAUCUCGUUGACUCUCUCAGAAAGGAAACCAUUGAUGUUUCUAUUGUAUACGCUGGCAACCCAUGCCAAUUAGCAAUCUCCUACGUUCUUGGAUUGCCAACCAUCUACUUCGAUGUUGAAGGAACUACCGAUGAGACACUCAUUGCUUCUGGCACACCAUUGGACUUAGAUAUCCCCGCUUCUCAUUGCAUUGUCUCACCCAACGCUCCUUUCAAACGCUUGCGAAAUGCUGUUUGUUAUUUGAAAGAAUACAUUGCUCAGAAUGAUAUUCCAAUCCUUUCCAAUCUCGUUUCACCAAGACGACAAGCGCUUGAUGAGAUCAUUGGGAAAAUGUGGGCAACAGAUUACAGUAUCAAGAAGAAAUAUCCCAAUUUUCCUUCCAUGGACAAGUUGAAGAGAGAAUCCUCCUUGUUCUUCGUUAACACUGAUCCCAUCUUAGAGUAUUCUCGUAGUUUCCCUCCUCAUGUUAUUCCUGUCGGAGGAAUCCAUCUUGAUUUUCCUAAACCAUUAUUUGCGCCAUGGAACACAACAAUAGCCGCGGCCAAAGAUGGAUUGAUUAUUGUGAGUAUGGGAACGCAGGUCAAUGGGACAGCAAUGAGCAAAGUACAAGCAAAGGCUAUGCUGGGAGCUCUAUCUCAGCUUAAAACCUACAGAAUCUAUUGGCGUAUUGGUGGAAAUGUUCGUUUAGAUGGCAUUGAUGAAGCUGAUGUACCCAGCCAUAUCAACCUUACUGCAUUCAUCCCACAAAACGAUUUACUCGCUCAUGAAUCAUGUAAGCUUCUCAUAACCAACGGAGGAGUCUCUUCUAUCAUGGAAGCUAUCACUUACGGUGUUCCAAUGGUUGGAAUACCUUUGUAUGGCAUGAAUAAACAUAACUUGGAUAAGGCAGCUCACAAGGGAGUCGCUACAAUUGUGGACAAGGCUGAUCUUUCAGAGAAAAGUUUACUGAAAGCAAUCAAAUCUGUUUUAGAAAGUCCAAAAUAUAGAACGAAGGCAAAGGACAUGGCUAAAGAAAUAAAAAAUCGAGGAAGUAAGCCUUUGAUUCGAGCCAUUCAUUACAUUGAACAUGUUGCACGUCAUCACAAAGCUGCCUUCUUAGAACAUUCAACCUCCAAUCUGUUCUAUACAUUGAACUUGGAUCUCUACCUUGCCAUAUUUGUUGUUAUUUUAUUUAUUUUCAUUGUCUUCAAGUCUAUUCUCAAAUUGGAACACAAUAGACAGGAACGACGGAACUUAAAACAUCAUACAUUCCAAGUUUGUCAAGACGAUGAGAAAUGUGCUUCAUGCUUCCAACCUUGCAAGUUCUUCCAUUCCCAUGACUUCACUAAAUGUAAAGAGGAUUCUUGUCAGUCGCCUCAAGCAAAGCGAGAAUGUGAUCGUUCCUGUGACUUCCUUCAAUUCACCUACAUUGAAAAGCCAGGACGUUGCCCAACGGAAAGUAAUUCUUCACAAUAUGAGUGUUCAGCCAGCUGUCAUUUGGAUGGAGACUGUGGAGAAACGUCCAAAUGCUGUACUUAUGGUUGCAAUCGUCAGUGUACUAAGCCCACAUUCGAGCUAAGCACUUCACUACUGCCAGUUCCCAAAAAUUUGACAGUUGAAGAGAGAAAAGGAAAAAGAUCUGUUAUGGUUCGGUGGGAUAUGAAUAGGAACAUCAGUCAUAGCAUUACAACACUUUUCGUAAUCGAGUGGCGGUGGAGUCUUUACCCAUCAGAAUCCUGGACCGAAUGGCAAACUGUUACAACGAGGACGAAGGCAUAUGCCAUUUUGAAACAUUUGAUAUCAGCUGGUCGAUACUACCAAUUCCGAGUUGCCGCUGUCAACAGCCAAGGGAGCUUAGGAUUUAGCGCCCCUACUGAACCCUUUAAGCUUUCACGAGAGGUUGAAGCCCCAUCAGCUCCGAGAAGUUUGAGUUUGGGACAAGUGGAGAUGAUGAAUGGCCUAUGGAAUCAAAAGAUUCAAUGGCUACAGCCUGUCAGCGACUUACCCAUUAAGUCUUACCAGAUCCUCUGGGCUCCAUCACCUGUGGAGAGUGAAGAAGAGUUCUCUGAGUUUCUUCGAAAGGCUCCAGAACCUGAGGAGGAUGGUGCAGAUGAAAAACCAUCAUGGCAUAUAAACGGGACAGAGGAGCUGCAUCUCUUUGCUGUUUCCGGACUUGAAACACAAGCUCAGCUGGUUGGACUUCUUCCAAAUCAAUCUUACUUUGCUGAAAUUUACGCCAUAGCUGAGUCCGAGAAUGGAGAAGUCCAAGGAGACAAGAGUGUUAUCUUUCUCAACGCCUUGGAAAAAACUGAUCGAAAGAUGACAACUGAGACUCCAAGUCUUCACUUGAACGUACCAACUUCUGAAGAUGGAGAAGAACGUCAGAGCAUAGUGAUCGAACCCGUUCAUUAUGAUUCCGGCUUGAUUACAACUGCAAGCUGGUGGGACUCUAGAAUCUGUGGACCUGUUCGUACCAAGUACAUAGUCCAAGUCAAACGAGGUGAAUGUCGUGAGUAUGAACCUCAUCAUCAUCUUGACAACAAUUGGCAAGAAACACGGACUGGUGAUUGCGAUAUCCAACUGCGGGGCUUAUCGUUCGACUGUGAUUAUGACAUUACUAUCUCCGAUAAGAAGAAUGGCCAGAUGAUCAGAAGCAAUUUCACCACUCCAUCGUGCUCUGCUAUUGCCAUACAUAGCAAAGUAGACUGUACAGCUUUGACAACACCCUUGUUCUGCUCAACCAGAAGACAAACCGUCAUUUGCCAUUGGACAAAGCAUUUGAAUGAUUUAGCGACUUCUUCAUCUUAUACUAUAAUUGGCUAUCGGAUAGCAUUAACAUCAUCAGCUCAAAGUUUGAAUAACAUAACCAUCAACCCUCCAAAUGAACGGGAAGCUCGGUUCGAAAAAUUGAAACCAUUUGAAGUGUACUCAGUAGAGGUUCAAUCCAUAACGAAUCGAGGCUUUGGACAAGCUGCUUCUGUCAACUUCGUAGCAUCGUUUGAACAUUUUUCUGAAAACGAGAUAAUGCAAUUUCCUGAUGGACAGAUGAUUGAACUACCGUUGUCCUCAUCAUCCAUAUCUCCACACUUCCUUCUCUUCUCCCUAUCUUUCCUCCUAAUUAGCAUAAUUAUUACAUAA
Messenger RNA from Auanema sp. JU1783, 3486 nucleotides. NCBI's taxonomy places the organism in Eukaryota, Metazoa, Nematoda, Chromadorea, Rhabditida, Rhabditidae. The record is from the annotation of a GenBank genome assembly.